AUGGGUCUCUUCAUCCUCGAGCCCAAAUCCGCCGCCCACGUGCCGGGCACGGUACUGCUGGACCAGCAGGCUGCACACUCGGAAGCAGUGACGGCGAGGUUGAAGCACGGCCGAGGCACGAACUCGCAUAUCGUGCUGGCGCCGCAACCGUCCGAGGAUCCCAACGACCCUCUAAACUGGAGCCCGAUGAAGAAGUUGCGCGUCCUGGUCGUCACGUACUUUGGCGUCAUCAUCCAUGGCGUGGUCCCAAACCCAAUCCUGAACGCCGGAAUUGUGCAGAUCGCCACGGAGCUGCACCGGCCCGUGACCGACAUUGCCUUGCUCUCGGGCUAUGAACUGCUGGCUACGGGGGCCACGGGCCCGUUCGCGUCGGCCUUUGCGCGCAAGUACGGCAAACGGCCGGCGUACCUUCUGGCGUCCAUCAUCGGCACGGUCGGGGUGAUCGUGGGCGAGACGGCCACGGGAUACAGCACGCUCCUGGCGGCGCGGGUGAUCCAGGGCAUCGCGGUAGCGGCGUACGAGGCGCUGGGCAUCGCGACCAUCGGCGACCUGUACUUUGUGCACGAGCGCGGGUACCGCGUGGCGGUGAUCCUGUUCAUCCUCAGCUCGUGCUCCAACUUUGUGUCCAUCGUGGCCGGGGUCAUCACCACCAAUCUGGGCUGGCACUACAACUUCCACCUCAUGCUGCCCUUUGCCGCGCUGCAGACGGUGCUGUUCGUGCUGUUCGCCCCGGAGACCAUGUUCCGCCGUAAGCCCAUCUACGACCUCGACACCGUCGGCUCGUCCGAAGACCUGCAGCAGCUGGCCGAGAAGGAGGCCAAGGCCCAGAGGAGUGCCCGACACGUGGAGAAGACUGGUCUCCAUGACCCAGAGGACCAAGAUACCACCACCACCGCCACCAAUCCCACCACCAAUACCUCGACCGCGGUGGAAACGGAAACAGAAAAGACCCUAACACACACCACCACGAUCGAGUCGAUCCAACCGAAAAAGACCUGGCUGCAGGAAAUGGCCGUGUACAACGGCUCGUUCGUCGACGACUCGAUGCUCAAGAUGGUCGUGGCCUGCGUCGCCAUCCUGUUCAAUGUCGGCGCCUUCUGGCAGACGGUGAGCACGGGGCUCGUCACGGCCUGGUACGUCGCCGUGGCCAUCCUGUCGGGCGUGCUGUUCGCCGGACCCCCUUACCUGCUCUCGUCGGCCGAGAUCGGCUACACGUCGGUCGGCCCGUUCAUCGGCGGCCUGCUGGGCUCGACCGUGUGCUUCGUCAUCUCGUCGCCGCUGCUGAAGUGGCUGACGCGCCGGAACAAGGGCAUCUACGAGCCCGAGUUCUGUCUGGUGCCCGUCAUCCCGGGCGCCCUGGUCGCCAUUGCCGGCUUCCUGGGCCUGGGCUACAGUCUGCAGAACCAGCAGAACGUCUACGUCGUGUGUUUCACCUGGGGCGUCAUCCUGUUCGGCAUCACCUUCAUCGUCACUUUUGCCUCGCAGUACACGCUCGACGCUUUCCGGAAUAACAGUACCGAGAUCUUUAUCAUGAAUAUGGUCUUUAAGAAUUUCUUUUUUUAUGGGCUCACAAACUACAUCAUUCAAUGGUACACGUCCGGCGGCCCCGUCCAAGUCUUCGGUACCCUGUCCGGCAUCACGGCGUUUGUCUGCCUGCUCUUGAUCCCGCUGUACGUGUACGGCAAGCGCUAUCGCAGUUUCUGGCACCACUACAACAUGCUCCGCAUCCUUCGGCUGGAGACCGACCAUUUGGGUGCAGAUGGUGGUCACUGA
Molecule: messenger RNA, 1773 nt
Organism: Capronia epimyces CBS 606.96
Lineage: Eukaryota; Fungi; Ascomycota; Eurotiomycetes; Chaetothyriales; Herpotrichiellaceae
Exons: 3
Coding region: 1-1773 (590 amino acids)
Biological process (GO): transmembrane transport
Molecular function (GO): transmembrane transporter activity
Source: RefSeq, a predicted model, not a curated record